This is a messenger RNA of Larimichthys crocea (large yellow croaker), 2820 nucleotides long. RefSeq names its product nuclear receptor subfamily 1, group H, member 4 (gene nr1h4). Lineage: Eukaryota; Metazoa; Chordata; Actinopteri; Sciaenidae. The record is from RefSeq and is a predicted model, not a curated record. Gene Ontology annotation, biological process: positive regulation of transcription by RNA polymerase II; lipid metabolic process; negative regulation of transcription by RNA polymerase II. Gene Ontology annotation, cellular component: RNA polymerase II transcription regulator complex. The transcript has 12 exons. Gene Ontology annotation, molecular function: RNA polymerase II cis-regulatory region sequence-specific DNA binding; zinc ion binding; nuclear receptor activity. The coding region runs from base 938 to 2356 and encodes 472 amino acids.
GGGCCUCUUUGGAUGGAGCAACAGCCCAUCAAUGAUUAAACUAUUGUUUUUUGGACAAAUGAAGGAUUAUAAAGACACGUAGGGUUUGACUUUUAUCUAUCUUAGAGUAUACAAAGAUGACAAGGCAGGUACACUGAGGUAUGAAAGUGCCAAUAUUAACAGAUCUGGUGUAGACUGGUUCUGCACAGUGCAGUGUCAAUAACUUGAUUCAGAAAUCUAAAAACUAUAAACUAUUGGUCUGAUAUCAACAUUUCUACUCAGCUAGCUCAUACUAAUUGCCUACGGCUGGAUGUAUGUUUCGUUGCGUUUGUAUAUGUGUGGGGGGAUUUCUGGUCUGCUGGGGGAAUUCGAGACUCAGCCUCUUGUCUUGGUGAGAUAAGGAAGGAUAUUUUAAAGGGGGGGUGACAUGAACAGGCAUGGACAGUUUAAUUAAUAACCACCAUCCAUUUCUCCCUGACCUCAAAUGGUCACACAUGCUCUCACUGGAGUCCAGACACAUGCAGUUUAAUAGCAAAUAUUGAUUGAGCCGCAGUUCCCAGUGUGGAUGUCAGAAACGGGGCUGAAAAAGAGGAAAGUUAGCAGGCAGGAAUUUAACAUCAUCUGACCAGUGAAAGCUUCUGGACAUCUCAUUCCUGUGUGGGAGAGAAGACCUGUCAGAAGUAAACAGACAUUGUCCAACUUGUGUUUUCUGAGUUGGCACCUGACGACCCUCCUGAAUGAAUGAGUGGGUGUGCCCCGACAUCAAUGUGGUGGGACCGCUGGAAAUCCCACCCAGUGAUGAAUUCUCCAUCUCAGAGAGCUCCCACCUGUUUGAGGAAGGUUUCACCUCAAAAGACAUAAAUGGAAGAUGUUUUGUUAGUUAGUGGAAAAGGAAGGACUGAUCUACAAGACACAGCCGGGAUCUGAGAGUCUCUGAAUAACUUGUGUGUUUGGUCACAUGGAGAUGGCCAUGGUUCAGACAAAGUCUUCAAGAGAUAUCCUGGCAGAUCAAGGCAGUCCGCUCCUGCAGGAUCCCGAAAUCUUACCUUUCACCAGCUAUCCCAGUAUGCAGUACAUGUCCAUGGAGCCAACCAUGCCUUCUGCACCAUACUACUCCAGUCAGAACUAUUACCCUCCAUACAAUGGAGAUGAAUGGUACUCACACACAGGGAUAUAUGAACUGAGGAAAGGACCCCUGGACGUUAGUUAUGAUGCUGAGCUAGAGGAGGCGUCCACUGUGGUGCCCACCAUGUGCAAGAGGACCCGGCACAUGUCGCAAGCUGGAAGGGUACGAGGCGAGGAACUGUGCGUUGUGUGUGGAGACAAGGCCUCUGGAUACCACUAUAAUGCUCUCACCUGUGAGGGAUGUAAAGGUUUCUUCAGACGGAGCAUAACAAAGAACGCUGUGUACAAAUGCAAGAGUGGCGGAAACUGUGAAAUGGACAUGUACAUGCGCAGGAAAUGCCAGGAGUGCCGGCUAAGAAAGUGCAAGGAGAUGGGCAUGCUGGCUGAAUUGAAGCCUUCAUCACCGCUGGCAGGCCUGCUGACAGAGAUCCAGUGUAAAUCUAAAAGGCUGCGAAAGAACACCAAGGCCUCCCCGGGACAGUCAACUGGAGACGAGACAGAAGGGGCAGACAAUGCAGACAACAAACAGGUCACCUCAACCACCAAACUGUCAAAGGAAAAAGUUGAAAUCACCAAAGAGCAGCAGGCACUCAUGAAAAUCAUCACAGAUGCUUACAACAGACAUCAAAUUCCUCAAGAUGUCGCCAAAAAACUGUUGCAAGACCAGUACAGCGCAGAAGAAAACUUCCUCCUACUGACAGAAAUGGCAACCAGUCAAGUUCAAGUUCUGGUGGAGUUUACAAAAAAUAUUCCAGGUUUUCUCUCUCUGGAUCGUGAGGAUCAGAUCGCUCUGCUGAAGGGUUCGGCUGUGGAAGCCAUGUUUCUGCGCUCGGCUCAGGUUUUCAGCAGAAAGAUGCCCAGCGGACACACAGAAGUUUUGGAGGAAAGGAUACGCAAGAGUGGUAUAUCAGAGGAAUUCAUCACACCCAUGUUCAACUUUUACAAAAGCAUCGGUGAACUCCACAUGGUGCAGGAAGAACAGGCUCUCCUCACCACCGUAACCAUCCUGACACCAGAUCGGCCUUAUGUGAAGGAUCAGCAGGCUGUUGAGAGACUUCAGGAGACCAUGCUGGAUGUGCUGAGGAAGCUGUGUGUCCUGCAGCAUCCACAGGAGCCGCAGUAUUUUGCUCGUCUCCUGGGCCGUCUGACUGAGCUGAGAACGCUCAGCCACUACCACACAGAGAUGCUUGCAUCCUGGAGAAUGAAUGACCAUAAAUUUACCCCACUGCUCUGUGAGAUCUGGGAUGUGUGACACACCAGAAGGAGUGGGAAACAUAGGGGUGAUAACAUAAACAUUUAAACUUGAAAAAGACAAGUCAUGGUUCAACAGUAUUUAUAUGACCUUGACGCUGUUAGUCGUGUAUUAACUCUGUGAAUGGUUUAGAUUAUUGUUUGUGUUUAUUCUGUUUUUAUGGCUCACAGCAUCAUCGUGUCUGUUUAAUGUAUGAUUACUUAGACUUGUCUCGUUGUUCAGAUGCUUGAAAUAACUUCUUUUUAUUGUAUACAUCAUGUAAAGUCCCAGCAUGAUUAAUCAGAUAAGAACAAACACUGGAAAUUAUUCAUCGCUAUGAUGGUGCUCUUAAGUGUGAGGUUUAGAUUACAUUUAAUAAUAAUGGGUUCAUUUAUUUUUUAUUCGUAAAACUCAUAAUACUUGCCACUUGUACUUGCUGUAAAUACACUAAGUUGUCUGUCCUGCCUCAAUAAAUAACAAGAUUA